AUGUCAGAGGAUGGAAAGGUGACAACAGUCCUAUUAGGGUUUCUAGUAUAUGUACGAAUUGGGCUGAGGUGGGAAGGUGGCUGGGCUGGGUCAUUUUGGGCUGGAGAAUGUGCGGGUGGAGUGAUUAUGGGUGCAAUGGAGGUAGGGGCUGAGGCUUGGGGGUUGGGUGAUGGUAAGAGAAGAGCAAUGGGGGCCAGGGCAACUGAUGGUUACGGCUCCGAGACGGGGGCAGAUGCCGAUGAUGAUGAUGAUGUGACAUGUGGUGGCAUUGAAGAAGAAACAACCGAUGCAACAGGCAUGGUGGGUGAGUGUACAGGAACAUAUGUAACUGGAGGAAGAGAGGAGACCCAAGUGUGA
Messenger RNA from Prunus armeniaca (apricot), 357 nucleotides. The record is from the annotation of a GenBank genome assembly. Lineage: Eukaryota; Viridiplantae; Streptophyta; Magnoliopsida; Rosales; Rosaceae.